Sinocyclocheilus rhinocerous is the source of this 2603-nucleotide messenger RNA. Its product is annotated as C-terminal-binding protein 1. Lineage: Eukaryota; Metazoa; Chordata; Actinopteri; Cypriniformes; Cyprinidae. The transcript is spliced from 9 exons. Gene Ontology annotation, cellular component: nucleus. The record is from RefSeq and is a predicted model, not a curated record. Gene Ontology annotation, molecular function: NAD binding; oxidoreductase activity, acting on the CH-OH group of donors, NAD or NADP as acceptor; transcription coregulator binding. The coding region runs from base 249 to 1571 and encodes 440 amino acids. Gene Ontology annotation, biological process: regulation of transcription by RNA polymerase II.
UGUGUGCAUGCGUGUUUGUCCGAGUGAGAGAGUCGAAAUAGAAAGUGAGAGAGUGGGGGGUGGGAGAGGGAGUUAGAGAGAAAGAGAAAGACAAGGAGGGGUGGGAGUGUGAGCGCGAGCGCGUGUGCUUAAGCUAGCUACUCACAGAAAAGAAGGAAUAAGAAAAUUGAAGUAGCUGCCAUAUGCUGAGGAUUUUGGUGAAUGCCUUGCUGAGGAGACACGCUCGUUUUCCCGGCAGAUCCUAAGAGAUGGGAAGCUCACAUCUGCUGAACAAAGGCUUGCCAUUAGGCAUCAGGCCUCCCAUAAUGAAUGGCCCCAUGCACCCUCGUCCUCUGGUGGCACUGCUGGAUGGGCGGGACUGUACGGUGGAGAUGCCCAUCCUGAAGGACGUGGCCACCGUGGCCUUCUGUGAUGCCCAGUCCACCCAGGAGAUCCACGAGAAGGUUUUAAAUGAAGCAGUGGGUGCACUCAUGUACCACACCAUCACCCUGAUGAGGGAGGACCUGGAAAAGUUCAAAGCACUUCGUAUAAUCGUCCGCAUUGGGAGCGGCUUUGAUAAUAUCGACAUAAAGUCUGCUGGAGACUUAGGAAUAGCAGUCUGCAACAUGCCAGCAGCUUCAGUCGAGGAGACGGCAGACUCCACCAUGUGUCACAUCCUAAACCUGUACCGACGCACCACCUGGCUGCACCAGGCUCUCCGGGAGGGCACGCGGGUCCAGAGCGUGGAACAGAUCCGGGAGGUCGCGUCUGGGGCGGCCCGGAUCAGAGGAGAGACGCUGGGGAUCAUUGGUUUAGGGCGUGUUGGACAGGCGGUGGCGCUGAGGGCCAAAGCAUUUGGCUUCAAUGUGAUCUUCUACGACCCGUACCUGUCUGACGGGUUGGAGCGAGCCCUGGGGCUGCAGAGAGUCAACACCCUGCAGGACCUGCUCUUCCACAGCGACUGCGUCACCUUACACUGCAGCCUCAACGAGCACAACCACCAUCUCAUCAACGACUUCACCAUCAAACAGAUGCGUCAGGGCGCCUUCCUCGUGAACACGGCGCGUGGCGGUCUGGUGGAUGAGAAGGCUCUGGCCCAGGCUCUGAAAGAGGGCAGAAUACGGGGAGCAGCCCUGGACGUCCAUGAGACAGAGCCCUUCAGUUUCAGCCAAGGUCCUCUUAAAGACGCGCCCAACCUGAUCUGCACCCCUCACGCGGCGUGGUACAGCGAGCAGGCCUCCAUUGAGAUGCGUGAGGAGGCGGCGCGGGAGAUCCGUCGAGCUAUUACCGGUCGCAUUCCAGACAGCCUGAAGAACUGCGUCAACAAAGAGUUCCUCACACAGACCACGCACUGGGCCGGCAUGGACCCUACUGUUGUUCAUCCAGAACUCAAUGGAGCCUACAGGUACCCCCCAAGCGUCGUGAGCCUUGCUUCAGGGGGUCUGCCUCCUCCAGUGGAGGGCAUCAUGCCAAGCACCGUGCCCAUCACCCACAGCCUGCCCACCGCAGCCCACCCUCCGCACGCCCCGUCACCCGGCCAAACCGGCAAACCCGAACCCGACAGAGAGCAGCACCCCAACGAACAGUUGUAGCCCCCUCUUCAAAGGCUCUCCGUACCACUAUAGAACUCUCCUGGUCCUUCUUUAACCCAAAGAAGAGGAGCGGAAACAGGCUCCCGGGCUCAGAACCAGCCACUAAAAACAACCACGACUCUGAAGUAGCCAACUCUUGACUGAAGGUGGUGGACUGCGCUCUUUGAAGUAACUAGUGGGAAAAAAACAACAACAAAAAAAGAGAAAAUCUUGUGGAUUUGAAACUUCUCCCUGAUGCAAAACCCUGCUGUUUUAGAUUGUAGUCUGUCCAAGUGCAGUGGGCGAUCUUUUAUCUGUUAUUUUGUCUGUCUAAUGGGUUUCAUGGUUAAAACAACAGUAACUAUUACAUGAAUGUAACCUGUUUGUGUACAGUUUUUAGGACAUGAUAAAUAGUUUGUAGACGAGAAAGAAAAAUAGAAACCGCAUUAAGGGAGGCAUCUUACCACCUGAUUAUAGAUACGAUAACAAAAAGCAUAUUCGUUUCGCUCAUUUGAUUUUAAAAGCACCAAAAGAGGCGGGAUUUGCACACCCUCUCAGGAAAAUUUAUUUCCCCCCCUCCCUCCCUUCCUAUUAAAUUAAACCACAUAGUGCAUUGUUUUUUGUACCCAUUUGUCUUUUAUAGUCUAAAUUUCAGUACAGUACUUUAAAGAACUACACUCAGUAUGUUUUUAUUUUUGGAGCAUGUAUUACUUUAUGUGUUAAAGGUUAAAAAGAAAACAGAAAAUGUUCAAUUUUUGAGCAAAAAGAAAAAAACUAAACAAAUUUGUCUUGUGCAAAGCUGGCGUAAUGCUUGCCUAUUUGUGUGUGACUUGAUUGUACCGUGUUUUUCGAGGAUGCCGGGAUAGUUGCAGCUCUCCAUCGCCUACAUAGAUUCCUUCCUGGUAAAGUGGUAGGCUAGCAAUAUACAUACUAUAUAUACUAUGAGAUAUUAAUAUUUUUCGUUAAACAGAAUCCAAAAAGAAAUGUUUGUGACUGUAUGCAUUUGUAUGAAUUAUUUUAAAUGAAAUAAAAGUCCGAACGACUUUUAAACGA